GUGUAUUUGCUUUCCUGUGAUGCCAAGAAAGAUUGGAGGUUCAUGAAUUAUAAAUAAGAUUUUAAUGAUUUUCAAAGACAUGAAAAUGUUUGGGGUCCAUUAUAGGAUUUUCCAUCACCGACCUUCAAGAUAAGGAGCAAUAUCAGCCUCAAGAAUAAUCUUGGUAUUUUAAGAACGCAAUUCUUACAGCAACGCAAUCCUUAAAGCAACGCAAUUCUUACAACAUAAUCUACUCCAAAUCCUGUAGUGAACUCCAAGCCUCAAUGUCACUUCCAUUUCGGGCAACCAACCUCAAGGCAGUUUAUGUAUAAAUUUUUAAAAUUUAAAAACAAAAGAAGUCAGUCAUAGACAUAGAGAGAGCUUCGCAAGAGCAACCAAAGAUGAAGAAUUCUUGCCUUCUCUUAUGCGUUGUCAUCUUCAUUUGCAUGGAAUAUAUCUGCUUAGCAGAUUUUGAUAAUCUCCAGGACACUUGCCCAACGGCUACACAAGCAAAACAAACAGUCUUCAUCAAUGGCUUCAAUUGCAAGAAUCCAGCCAACAUCGCUUCUUCUGAUUUCAAGACUUCAAAGUUGAACCACACCGGCAAUACAGACAACAUUUUUCGUUCCGCGGUAACCAUUGCCACUGCAGCAGAUUUUCCUGGCCUGAAUACUCUUGGCCUCUCAAUUGCUAGAACUGAUAUAGAAAUGGAUGGCCUGGUAUUGGCUCAUUCCCACCCCAGGGCUUCUGAGAUGUUCUUUGUCAGCAAAGGUAAUGUUGUUGCCGGUUUCAUUGAUACCAGAAACAAAGUUUUCCAAAUUGGUUUGAAGGAAGGUGAUGUGUUUGUGUUUCCCCGGGGUCUGCUCCACUUUUGCUUUAAUUCUGGCUUUGAACCUGCUACUGUUUUCUCAGUGCUUAACAGCCAGAAUCCGGGGGUGGUGACCCUUACUGGUGCCAUGUUCGGACCUGAUUCAGAUAAUGUAUUAGACAAGCUAGUGAGGCAACUAAUCUCUCUUUCUGGAUCCAAGCUUAACGGCGUUGGAAAUAUGACUCUGGCCGGGUUUUCAAUCAUGUAGUUAGCAAUUUCAAAAAUAUUACUCUACCAUCUUUACAUGUGAUGUGAGAUAACAAUAGUUUUAUUUUGUGUUUAACUUUUACAGUUAUCUCCUGUGUUCAAAUUUUAACAAUAAAGUGGAUACUGUGUAAAAGAUUUCUGUUAUUACUAGCAUGAAGUUGUGGGCAAUGUAAUUGCAAUAAUUAUCACAAGGAUUAGGAUUUGUGACUCGGUUUU
This is a messenger RNA of Quercus lobata, 1270 nucleotides long. Its product is annotated as RmlC-like cupins superfamily protein. The transcript has a single exon. The record is from RefSeq and is a predicted model, not a curated record. Lineage: Eukaryota; Viridiplantae; Streptophyta; Magnoliopsida; Fagales; Fagaceae. Bases 381 to 1055 code for a protein of 224 amino acids. Gene Ontology annotation, molecular function: manganese ion binding.